UCGGUUCAGCCUGUGUCCGGACGGUUCCGUUAAUGUUAUUUUAAUAAUGCAGUCUUCCAAGAGGAGUGAGAGCGACUGGCAGGGACUAGUGAGCGAGUUCCUGGUGUGCAAGCGUAAACUGGAGAGUAAGAAGGAGGCACUUCUCAUCCUGUCUAAAGAGCUGGAUAGCUGUCAGCAGGAGAGAGACCAGUACAAGUUGAUGGCCAACCAGCUGAGAGAACGCCACCAGGGACUCAAGAAGAAGUACAGAGAACUCAUAGAUGGUGACCCCUCUUUGCCACCAGAAAAACGCAAUCAAGUGAACCUGGGUCAGCUGCUCAGGGACUCCAGGGAACGAAUGAAACGGCUCACAGAGGAGCUGAAGGACCUCACUCAGAGGCUGGCUGAGGCUCAGGGAGAUAACAAGCUGUUGAGGAUGACCAUUACUCGACAGAGGCUGGGGGAUGAAGAGGUGGGGGUACGCCACUUCCCCGCCCAUGAGCGUGAGGAUCUUGUUUCCCAGCUGGAGAGAGCAGGGCGACAGAUGGAGGAGAUGGAGCACACCAUAAAAGCCCUGACAGACGAGCUGCAGGACGUGAAGGCAGAACGCAGCGUGUUCAGGGAGAAGGCCGACCGACUAAACGUUGAACUUAAUCACAUUUUAGGGAACCACGAGUCACGCAUCAUUGACGUGGACGCACUUUGCAUGGAAAACAGGUAUUUGCACGAGCGCCUUAUUCAGCUGCAGGAGGAGGUGAGCCUGCUGAAAUCAAACAUCAUGAAGUACAAGACGGCCCUGGAGAGGAGGAAGAACUCGGGCACGUAUGGGAGAUCAAACACCUGUCCUCUUACUGGAGUGCUGUCAGCCAAACAAGUCCAGGAGAUGCUCCUGGAGGAGCAGGGCUGCAGCCUGCCUGCCACUCCUCAGUCCAUCUCAGACCUCAAGUCGCUGGCUACUGCUCUGCUGGAGACCAUCCAUGAGAAGAACCUGGUAAUCCAGCACCAAAGGCAUACCAACAGGAUUCUGGGAAACAGAGUUGCAGAUUUAGAAAGGAAGCUGAAAACCUUGGAGGUGUCAGGAUUAUGGAGUCUACCAGGAACACGGGACAGCAUCACACUGAAUGAAAACUUGCAGCCAGAGCUCCGCCCGACCCGUGCUGCUUCUAUACCACUCAAAGGUGACAGGAGUCCCCAUGAAUCAUCUUGGGAACGCCACACCGCCGACGGCGACCUUGGCACAGAUGGCAUCGGCAGGGACGACACACCUGCACUGCUCAGCAGCCUGGAUCCUCUCGAGGACGAACUGGAGACGAAUGGGAUCGACAGGGGAGGGGGGGACAUCGUGACACUGACGGACGAUCUGGAGCUGGUCGAUGGACGCAGUCCGGUGGAAGAGGCAGGACGGGAGGAAGAAAGAGACGAAGAGCUGAACUCCACCGUGGAGGAAGGAGAAGAAGCUGCUGUGGCGCUGGACGUCCGUCCCACCGAGCAACCUUCUGCCCGUCGCUCACAGACGGGUCGUCUACCCUGCCAGGACGGAGAGUCUGAUGAUGGACUUGACGAAGCCUCGAUAUCAGUUCCAAAGAGCCGAACCACAUCGGGGUUAAGUGAAACCGAGUUGGACUUUCACUGUCCUCCUGCACAAAGUGACACCUGUCAAGGUGACAACUUGGCAUGA
Molecule: messenger RNA, 1657 nt
Organism: Nematolebias whitei (Rio pearlfish)
Lineage: Eukaryota; Metazoa; Chordata; Actinopteri; Cyprinodontiformes; Rivulidae
Product: coiled-coil domain-containing protein 149
Exons: 12
Coding region: 47-1657 (536 amino acids)
Source: RefSeq, a predicted model, not a curated record